AUGUUCCAUUUUUGCUCGGAAGUUCAGAUAGUUGAAAAGAAUCCAGAAGCAGCAAUAGUUUUAUUUUGGAAGGCUAUAAAUGCAGGAGAUAGAGUGGACAGUGCCCUUAAAGACAUGGCUGUGGUAAUGAAGCAAUUGGAUAGGACUGAAGAGGCCAUUGAAGCUAUCAAGUCUUUUAGGGGCCUCUGCCCUAAACAAGCUCAAGAAUCACUUGAUAAUCUCCUCAUUGACUUAUACAAGGGGAACUUGGGGUGGGCCUACAUUCAGAAAGCAAACUUCUUGGCAGCAGAGGUGGUGUAUCGAAAAGCCCAAAUGAUUUAUCCUGAUGCAAACAAGGCCUGUAACCUGGGCCUUUGCCUAAUGAAACAGGCCCGGCACGAAGAGGCACGUUCAGUUCUUGAACAAGUAUUGCAAGGUAAACUUCCAGGAGCCGGUGAUAUCAAGUCAAGAAACCGAGCUGAGGACUUGUGGAGAGAACUGGGGUCAUGGGAACCUCCACCUCUAUCCUCGAAUCCUCCGAGCCUCGGUCUGGAAGACGAUGAUUUUGCUGAUGGGCUUGAGAGAUUGAUAAACGAAUGGGCCCCCAAUAGAUCUGGAAGGCUUCCCAUCUUUGAAGAGAUCUCUAGAUUUAGAGACCAGUUGGACUGUUAAAUCCAUUUUUUUUUAAGUUAUAGCUGUUUAUCAGUUGGGUUGUAGAGUUUGUGAAUUUGGGUAGGAGGUUGGGAUUGAAAAAAUAGAUUAUUCAUAUUAGAUUUGCAAAAAUAAAGGGCUUGUUGCAAGUACAUGGGAUUUCGGACUUCUUGGGUAAGCACUCGAUUCCCUAAGGUAUUAUGUGUUCGUCUUCAUGAUCGAUAUCAGUUUUGUUUUAACUACUUGUCUUUUAAAUGUACUAGUUUAUGCACACGUACGUUAUACGUGGAUCAAUUUGACUUGCAAUUUUAGGUU
Messenger RNA from Ilex paraguariensis (yerba mate), 945 nucleotides. The record is from the annotation of a GenBank genome assembly. Lineage: Eukaryota; Viridiplantae; Streptophyta; Magnoliopsida; Aquifoliales; Aquifoliaceae.